AUGCGGAUGUUUCAGCCGUUAAAGAGAGAAGGGUUAAUUGGAUUUGAAAGUGGUGGUGAUGGGCAAGUCUUAGAUCUGGAUACUGCUGUGAAAGAUGGAGUUCUCGGUGGUGUUAAUGGUGGUGGUGGUGUUGUUGAUGAGAAAUUGGAUAUGAAGACCAUGUUAAAGGAGCUAGAUUUACAAGAUAUACCUUCUGUUUUCAUUUGUCCCAUCUCCUUAGAGCCGAUGCAAGAUCCUGUGACCUUGUGUACUGGUCAAACCUACGAAAGGUCCAACAUUCACAAAUGGUUCAACCUAGGUCACUUGACUUGUCCCACUACAAUGCAGGAGCUUUGGGAUGAUACGGUUACUCCUAACAAAACUCUUCACCAUCUCAUCUACACUUGGUUCUCUCAGAAGUAUGUGUUGAUGAAGAAACGCUCCGAGGAUGUUCAAGGACGAGCUAUUGAGGUUUUGGGGACUUUGAAGAAAGCUAAAGGUCAAGCUAGUGUUCAUGCGUUGAGUAAAAUUGAAGCCGUUGAGAGGCUGAGCAAGGUUGAAGAUGAAAAUUCUCUUAUCUGGUGGCCACCGGAGCCGAUACUGGAGCUUGCUCGUCUCGUUGUUGAUUCCGGUGGUGAUCCCGGUUCAAUCCAGCGAGUUCUCGAUCCCAAAAUGAUCUUGUUUUUAGCUUCUUCAUCCUCUGGUUUUUUAGAAGGUGCAAAGGAUGGCCGAGUAUUAGUAUUAGACCGAGUUGGAGUAGCUGAUCUCGCUGAACCGUUAGACGAUCUAGAGGUUGAAGCUUUGGUGGUCACAGGCCUUGUCGUAGAGGUGGUUGGAGUUAUAGACCUUCUUGUCGGUGUGGAAGGUCUGCUCGCUGACCUUGAGCUACCAGAGGAUGAUGGUCGCCUGAGUCCAGCUACAGAAGAAGAGCUCGUUUGGGACUUAUUAUGGUUCACUGAGACGAUCUCUUCACGGUUGAGUUAA
Molecule: messenger RNA, 963 nt
Organism: Camelina sativa (false flax)
Lineage: Eukaryota; Viridiplantae; Streptophyta; Magnoliopsida; Brassicales; Brassicaceae
Source: RefSeq, a predicted model, not a curated record